AUGUAUCUUAUUGCUUGUAUAGCUAUCGCCUUGUGCGUAUGGUUUGUCUUUCGUCGAUUUUUGUUGGAAAAUUUCUACAUUUCUCAUAAAGGAAAAUAUGUCUUCAUUACUGGAUGUGAUAGUGGAUUUGGACGAUUAUUAGCCUUAAAACUAACUGAAAUAGGAGUCAACACCUUUGCAGGCUGCUUCACUCAAGAGGGAUGUGAUUCAUUGGAGAAGGAAGGCUUGAAUCAGGGUGGAGCCAAUCUUGUUACUCUACGUUUGGAUAUAACAAGUGAGAAAUCGGUUGAAGAUGCUAGAAAGUUUGUGGAAGAAUAUCUGGAGAAAAAAGAUGCUUAUCUUCAUGCGAUAGUUAACAAUGCCGGAAUAUUCACUAUUUAUGGGCCAGAUGAUUGGUGUUCCACAGAUGAAUACGUCAAUUCCUUGAAUGUUAACACUCUUGGAGCGAUACGUGUUUGCCAUGCUUUUGUUCCCAUGUUGAAAAAGAGCAAGGGACGAGUUGUUACGAUGGGAUCAACAGCCGGACGUCUACAUGGUCUCUACGUUGGUCCUUACGUCACAGCCAAAUUUGCUGUCGAAGCUUACAUGGACUGUCUGAGGUUGGAACUGAGACCCUUCGGUGUGUCUGUACACAUGCUGGAGCCUGGAUGUUUCAAAACCAAUUUACUGAACGAGCAGGCUCAAAACACCCGUGUGGAUAAAACAUGGAGUCGUUUAUCAGAAGAAGUCAAAGAGGAAUACGGCUUGGAGUUUCUAAGAAAUUUCAAAACUGCUUGGCAGCUGGGAGUCAACCUUGUUGCCAACCCUAAUUUGAUGUGGGUGGUGUCAUGUUAUGAACAUGCCCUAUUUGCUAUGUAUCCAAGAUUGAGAUAUGCUCCUGGAUGGGACGCCAUUUUCUGUUUCAUCCCCUUGAGUGUGUUUCCAACUCAAAUUCAGGAUUGGGUCUUAUCACUGAUGUAUUCUGUACAGCCAGGACCACCAUUGAUUCCAAAAUCAUUAGAAAAGGAAAAACUGAAAAAAUCGCGCUUCAGUUCAAUAGCUUUUUAUUUGUUUCAACUAGCUGUAGUAGCUGCUGGCUUGGUAGUGUUUUUCUCCCGUAUAGGUCUUUUCGUUGGAGACUCAAAUCGAGUAGUAUUGAAACAAACAAACAAUACAGUUUAG
This is a messenger RNA of Auanema sp. JU1783, 1161 nucleotides long. NCBI's taxonomy places the organism in Eukaryota, Metazoa, Nematoda, Chromadorea, Rhabditida, Rhabditidae. The record is from the annotation of a GenBank genome assembly.